Messenger RNA from Mugil cephalus (flathead mullet), 5333 nucleotides. RefSeq names its product up-regulator of cell proliferation-like. NCBI's taxonomy places the organism in Eukaryota, Metazoa, Chordata, Actinopteri, Mugiliformes, Mugilidae. Gene Ontology annotation, molecular function: GTP binding. The transcript is spliced from 3 exons. The coding region runs from base 36 to 4832 and encodes 1598 amino acids. The record is from RefSeq and is a predicted model, not a curated record.
UAAAGAACAGAAGGAAAAACCAGUUCACAACAACAAUGGACACAGAAGGACAAGCUGCUCCAGCCCUGAUGAGCUUUCUCUCCAAACUUGGACUGGAGAAAUAUUAUCCCAACAGACUUUCACUUCAGUCUAUCUUGGAGAUCAACACAAACAGCUUAAAUGAAAAACCUGUUUCAUCACUACAGGACAUACCAUGGUUCUUUCUCAGAAAACUUUUUAAAAUCAGUGCCAUCUGCAGGAGCUGUACACAAAUAACAAGCAAUCAGGAAGAAAACACUGAUAUCUGGGACCAGCUUCUUUACACUACAGAUGAUUCUGACAAUAAGAUUAACCCUCUUGACCUCAUAGUAGCUCUCUUCCUUUGUGCUGACAGUUUCUUGCAACAGGAAAUGUCUCUCAAAAUGUCCAUGUGCCAGUUUUCUGUCCCACUGCUGUUGCCUCAUGGCAAUAAGAGUCAGUGUAGCCUGAUGCUUUGGGCUCUGAGAGACAUCGUCAAAGAGUGGCGUCCACAUGAUCUGUCUGAAUCAAGAGGUUUUGUUGAAGACAACAUUGUCCAAGCAGAUCUACCGUUCUAUUCCUUUGUCAGGCUGAAAAACUGCAGUUUAUCAAAGUCUCACCUUCUGGACCGGAUUCUUAGUCGGGACCAACAGAAUCAUAAUAUCUUCAUACACAGAGAUAUGGAAGGAGGAGGAGUUAAAAGAGAAAUAUCCAAUGGACUGGUGGAGGUCUGCUGGUAUCUUCCAUAUGGGAAAGAAAAUCUAGACAUAUUUCCAAAUCCUGUUACUUUUGCAAAUAUGAGAGGAGACAUUUGUGAGUCACUUGAACAGUUCCAGUUUCUUCUUAAAGUAUCAAGUAUCACCUUUGUGUUCCUGGACAAAGUUGAAGAAAAUGAGUUGAAGGUUCUGACUUCUGUUAAAGAUGUGAAAUCUAAACUCUUCCUGGUAGUUAAUCAAAAAGAAAUGAAUGUUAAAGAAGACAUGAUGUCAGUCAAGAAAACACUGGAGACACUGGAUUUUCCAAAGGACAGUGUAAUAGUAAAAAAAACAGGUGAUAAUGCAGCAUUUUUUUCAAAGAAACUUUCUGAAGCCAUCAAGACAUGUCUCUCACAUGUCAAAGCUACAACCAGCAUUGUAAAUAUGUUUGACAAAGCUGUUGAAUUUGGUCUGUCUGUGGACGAAAACAAAACUGACCAACAAAACAAAGCAGCCAAAGAGAUCAUGGAUGUCAUUGGGGUCAGAUCGAUUCCACAAUACAAGAGUCAGCAACUUCCUCUACAAGGAGAUAAUUGGAAAAAGUUAUCAAAUUUAGAAAAGGAGGAGUGUAGACUAAAGACAUCUGGUAGCAUAGGUCUGGAAGAAUAUAAAUCUUCUCUUCAAGAAAAACAACAAAAAAUUAGGAAGGAGCAAAAGAAAUACAAACUAUCCAAAGGAAUGGAGACUUUUAUUAAUAACUUAUCAACGAAUGACAAAGUAAAAAGAGACUUUUUCCUCAAGUGGAUGAAACUAAAACUCGAUUCCCAUUCAAGGAAGAAUCUGUCUGAUCUGCGAAACAAAUUCAAAGAACAAUGUAAGAAGAAAGAUGUGAAACAAAUAGCAGAGUUGGAUCAAGCUUUGGUGGAGAGCUCUUUAGGUGUAGAACAUUACAUGAGAGAGAUGGGACUGAUCUAUGAGUUUUUGCCAGAACCUCAUCAUGAAAGAUAUCAUCUCCCUUCUCUGGCUGCUGAACUGCUGUUGGACGGAUUUCCUUUAGAGCUCUUGGAUGGAGAUGCUUCCAACAUCCCACAGAGAUGGGUGACAGAUGUGCUGAUGGAGCUUCACAAGAAGGUUGGAGAGAAGAGCAGACUGUUGGUACUGACUGUAUUAGGAGUUCAAAGUUCAGGGAAGUCAACACUCCUCAACACCAUGUUUGGUGUACAGUUUCCUGUCAGCAGUGGCAGAUGUACCAGAGGAGCUUAUAUGCUGUUCCUCAAAGUUGGAGAGGAUUUGAAAAGUGACUUAAAAUCUGACUUCAUAGUUCUCAUUGACACAGAGGGUCUAAAAUCUCCUGAUAUGGCACAACUAGAGGAGAGUUAUGAGCAUGACAACCAGCUGGCAACCUUUGUAAUCGGCCUCAGUGAUGUCACCAUCGUCAACAUUGCAAUGGAGAACACAACUGAAAUGAAAGAUGUCCUGCAAAUCACAGCCCAUGCAUUCCUGAGAAUGAAGUUAAUUGGUAAAAAACCCAUUUGUUAUUUUGUUCAUCAGAACGUUGCAGGAGUUUCAGCUCAUUCCAAGUGUCUGACAGAAAGAAAACAUCUGUUGGAUCAACUCAAUGAAAUGACACAAAUUGCAGCUGAAAUGGAAAAGCGGCCUUCUAUCAAAGCCUUCACUGAUGUACUGGACUAUGACAUAGAAAAAAACAACUGGAACAUCCCAGGACUCUGGCAUGGAACACCUCCAAUGGCUCCAGUGAACACAGGUUACAGUGAAGCUGUAGCUAAUUUUAAGAAACAUCUUCUGGAGACAAUGAAAGGAGACAGAAGAUCUGAACCCUCACAGAUCCCUGAGUUUCUAGAAUGGACGAGAAGUCUCUGGAAAGCAGUCAAAUACGAGAACUUCAUCUUCAGUUUCAGAAACAGUCUUGUGGCUCAUGCCUAUGACAACCUUUGUAAAGAGUUUAAUGACUGGGAGUGGGAGUUUAAGAAAGAGAUUCUCUCCUGGCAGACAGAAGCAGAGGUAGAAAUCCUCGAUACAGGAAAUGAAUCUGAACUCCAACAUUUAACUGAACUGGUUGAAUCAAGAAAACAGGAAGUUUCAGAAAAAAUAGAAGUCCAGCAACAAUUAAUGAAGCAGAAGCUUGAUGACUACUAUAAAAGACAAAACGUCCAUGCAAAUCUAAUAGAAAAAUACAAAACUGACUUUAUCAGCACCGUCAGUAGUCUUGCAAAUGAAAUCAGAUAUUCAACAAUCAAUAAGCUGGACUGUGUCUUGGAAUCAAGAAAAAGUUCAAAAGAAGUUCAUGAUAUUUGGAGGAAACACAGAGAAAUGAUUGAAGAACAAGUAAAAAAAUUCUUGAGUGACUCCAAGAAGAGGACAGAGUCCGAUGAACAACUGACAUGUGAGUUUGAGAAGAUGUGGAUGAAAGCCACAGAAAAGGUGUCAGGUCUACCUGAACAAAAUAUACCUGAAAAAAUGCUCGACCAGUUGAAAAAGCACUUUGGCAACCGUAAUGUCAGUGAGUAUUUUCAGAACAUUGGAGAUCUACAGCAGAUUGGAAUGAGUCCGUUUAAGGUCACAACUGAGCACAUCAAAACUGGAAUAAAGAACAUUGUGAAUGUGUUCAUCAAAAAAGACAUUACAAGAGAGUUGCAGACAACAGCUGAUACUAUCAUUGAGUCUUGUAAUCAAUUUGUGGUUGAAAUCACACAGACAAACACAGAUUAUGUUGAGUCUUAUACAAAGGAUCUUUUGGACAAAAUAGAUGAAAGCCUAGAACAAAUACCCAAGGACUGCAAACUUAAGUUUGAGGUUGAUCUGAAACUGCACAUUUGUGGUUUUGCUUCAAGAGAAUUUCUUAAAAUGCACCAAAAAUUCUUGUCAGGUGUAAAUCCUAAAAUUCAGCUGGAGAAAUACAAGGAUCAGUACUUUUCAGACUUUGUUGAUUUAUACAAUCAGAGAGAUCAAACUCAGAAAAAAGCAAAUUAUUUUGUCAAGUUUUGCCUCAAACCUGCUGUUGAAGACUACAUCAACAGAUCUCUGGGAAUAGACAUCGUGGAUGAAAUUUUGACAAGCUUCCAUUCAACAGAGUUCAGCUCCCGCUCUUAUUUCCAGUACAACAUUCAGAGAGAGUUGCUGCAGAAGGAAGACUUUCAGAGCUUUGUCAAGUACAUUUCUAGAUAUGAAAUAUUUGUCAAAGAAUGGAUAUUUCAGCACAUUAAGCAAAAGAUGUCUGAGAAGACUAUGGGCAAACUGAAGAACAAAAAUCUUGAGGUCAUAGUCCAAAAACUAGAAGCAGCAACAGAACAGGCCUCAAAAGGAGAGGAUGGUGUUCUUCUGCCAGAUGACACAGAAAGCAUCACCAAGUUCAUCAGGAACAUGAGAAAAUAUCUGAUUAAAGACAUCUCAAUCUCAGUGGAGGCUGAAGAAACAACACUGUUCCUAAUCCAAAGCACAUGUCAUCCAUUUAUCCAGAGUCUGAAGAUCUUAAUAGAAGAGAUGAAAGCUCAGCUUCAGGAGGAAUUCUCCAAAUCUGAAAACAUCACUGAGACUCUGAACAAACUUCCAAUCAAACCACAGGAUGAGCUUUUCAAGAGAGUGUUUGGUUGUGGAAAACAAUGUCCAUUUUGUAAAGUUCCCUGUGAGGCUGGAGGCAAAGAACACCAGCAACAUCAUGCAGCUGUACAUCGGCCACAAGGUCUUGGUAAAUACAGAAAUACAGACUCUAAGAAGCUGGCAGAAACACUGUGUGCAACUGAUGUGUACAGUGAUCGUAAAUUCAAAAACACAGACACUAAAUGGGAGUGGCAUCCUUACAAAGAGUAUCACACAUACUAUCCAGACUGGAACAUUCCUCCAGACCCCACCAUAGAGGCAUCUGACUACUGGAAGUACAUCCUGGUGAAGUACAAUGACAGAUUUGCUAAAGAAUAUAAGGCCAAACCGGCUGAUGUUCCAAAGACCUGGAAGAGAAUCACAGAGGAACAAGCUCUGAAAGUAACCAGUGACAUGAUGAAGAUGAUGGGAAUGCACAGCAGACACCAUGUAAACAAAGACUUAAAGGACUCAGAAAAAGUUGAGAUACUUUUAAAUUCUUUCUAUAUUUUUCACUUUGUUUCAUUCAUAAUAUGUUUAUAGAACUACACAUGCAGGACAAUGAAUGUUUGAAAUAUAUAAAAUGUUUUUACAGUUUUAAGUAUAUUUUAUUCUUUUGCGAAAUGGAAUAUUUAAAUGUCAAGAAGAUUUUUUUCAUUAUUAUUAUUUUCUUGUGAUAAGUAGCUAAAAAUAUCACUACACAUAUUAACUAGUGAAUAAUGUAGUAAUCAUGAUGAUGAGGACAGGCCAUUUGACACAGAUGCUUUCUACUACAUCUCUGUUCUUUCAUAUUUUACAGUUUUAUUUGUAACAUGUAAAGAAUUUUCAUAUUGUGAAGAAAUAACCUCAUGUUUUAAUGUCCCAAUAAGACAACAGCAGGUGACGCUGAAACUCUUUUUAGACAAGGCUUGCCAUAUUGUUUCUACUUUGACUUUUUUUUUCAAGAUUCAUGUUUUCAUAAAGCACAGUAAUGUGAGUAAUGACUAAUAAUGAUAAGAUCUGUUCCAACAUUGUGUCUAAUAAAUAGAAUAUAAUAGAAAUCAA